Messenger RNA from Heterotrigona itama, 1468 nucleotides. The record is from the annotation of a GenBank genome assembly. Lineage: Eukaryota; Metazoa; Arthropoda; Insecta; Hymenoptera; Apidae.
AUCGCUCUUUUCAUUCGGGGAAUUUUACUUCCCGGCGCCGACGAGGGCAUUCUCUUUUAUCUGACGCCCGAUUGGAAAAGGCUGAUGUCCGCGAAAGUGUGGGGCGACGCCGCGGUGCAGAUAUUCUUCGCUUUGAGCCCCGCUUGGGGCGGUCUGAUUACGCUCAGCUCCUACAACAAAUUCACCAACAAUUGCUACAAGGAUUCGUUGAUCGUCGCCGUCAGCAAUAUCGGCACUUCCUUCUUCGCUGGCUUCGUCAUUUUCUCUGUGAUCGGUUUCCUGGCCCACGAGCUCGACGUCCCUGUCGCGUCUGUCGUUGAUCAGGGUGCUGGAUUAGCGUUCAUUGUUUAUCCCGAGGUAGUAGCUCGUUUACCAGUUGCACCAGUCUGGUCGCUGCUCUUCUUCGUGAUGUUGCUUACCUUGGGCCUCGAUUCUCAAUUUGCUCUGAUGGAGACCGUCACCACAGCGAUUCUCGAUGCAUUCCCAGCACUGAGAAGUUACAAAUUAUGGGUUGUCCUGGCGGCAGCCGUGUUCGGUUACGCCGGUGGUAUCGUUUUCACUACCAACGCUGGCAUGUACUGGUUGCAAUUGAUGGACAAAUACGCGGCGAAUUGGUCGGUGUUACUGAUCGCUAUAUGCGAGUGUAUCUUGGUCGCGUGGAUCUACGGUGCGGAUCGAUUUCUCGACGACGUGCAGCAGAUGAUCGGACCACGCAGUCGUCUCUGGAGGUUUUUCUGGACCUGGAUGUGGAAAGUGAUUACACCAGCGACGCUCUUUUUCAUUCUGUUUUUCAAUUGGGUCGAGUACGAGCCGCUUAAGUACGGUGACUACGUUUAUCCGAAAUGGGCGGACAUUGUUGGAUGGGUUGUCGGUAUAAUACCAGUACUGGUCAUCGUUGGCUUAGCUCUCAGCCAAUUGAGGGACCGGCGUCCUCGUUCCGCCUACGACGACGACGACGACGACGACGACGACCUGGACAACCGCCCGUCGUAUCAAAGAGCUGGCAGAGGGAGAACGAAGAAGAGCAACGGGAAGAACGUUUUGUGGCGGGCGAAGAUGCUUUUACAACCGACUUCCGAUUGGGGUCCUGCGGCCAGGAAUUCUUCCACUCCGUCGAGAACGCUCACUCACACGCCGUCACCAGGGCCACCAGGAGGAUACAAUUCCGUGAGAGACACCAUAGUCCUGGUGAACGGUCAGCCAAUGAUGGUGCAACCAUCGAGCACGUCCGGCACCGCUCAGAAACUUCCUGGACCGUCGAUCCUCAAGAAUUCUAGUAAAACCGAUUUGAUCACAUCGCAACAAGUCUGACACGAUGUUCAUUUUAUCUGUAAAGACGAGUCUGCCCAGAAAUCUAUUGCCAAAGAUACAACACGCCAAUAAAAGAUAGUUGCAUACUCGCAGAUAGGUUCGAUAACGAUCAACGAUCGAUCGGGUGGCGGUCAAUCGAAAAAAAAAAAAAAAAAAA